AUGGAUAUCCAAACUACUCUUUUACUAGUGAGAAAUUUUUUUCCUCCAGAGUUCGAUUCCACUGAUGAAGACGGCCCAUCAGCCUGCUUCCCAGGUGUUUUCCGAGAAGACGGCGAUGGUGGAGCCCCAGAAACUGGUGGUGUUGGCGGAAGUGGUGGUGGUGGUGGUGUUGGUGGGAGUGGUGGUGUUGAUAGGGAUGGGGAUGUGGGUGAAGGUAAUGGAGCAGAGGAAGUAUUGAAAGGAUUGCCAUCUUUUCUGCAACAAGUACACAAUAUUAGCAAACAAAUGAGUGAAGCAAUGACUAAAUUUUCCAAACUACAUAGAACAGCGCUUCCUGUUCACUUUAAACAACAUAUUGAACAGUUCUAUAAACUUAGAUACCAAACAGAGUAG
Molecule: messenger RNA, 393 nt
Organism: Dovyalis caffra
Lineage: Eukaryota; Viridiplantae; Streptophyta; Magnoliopsida; Malpighiales; Salicaceae
Source: the annotation of a GenBank genome assembly